This is a messenger RNA of Phytophthora megakarya, 888 nucleotides long. NCBI's taxonomy places the organism in Eukaryota, Oomycota, Peronosporomycetes, Peronosporales, Peronosporaceae. The record is from the annotation of a GenBank genome assembly.
AUGGUACAGUUGCAGGAACGACCAGAGGGUGUAGAUGUUCUCCUCGCUGCGCGACGUGAAGCCACCCCAAAACCGGAGGCAAGUGCCUUACAGGUGAAAGACCCGACAGAUGUCCCGAGUCCGGAGCAGUGGACACUAGAUAUGUUGGUACCCAAGUUGAUUUCCCAAGCUUUUGUGGAUAUGGCGCUUCGAAUCGGUGUAGCUGUGCCUCUGACCAACCCGCCAAACCUGGAGUCCGAGGCGAGGACUCAGAACCUUCUCGGACUGGGGCGAUUGUCUGGAACAUCUCGCCUCAGAAACGAACGGCGUUUCAGAUUCGUUCCAGAGUUCGAUUCGGAAGACAUACUAGAGAAUGUCUUUGAAAGCGCAUUGGACGAUUUCUCACACCCUAUGGAUGACGCCUCGGACCUCUCGGAUACUCCUGUCCAAAGUAUGGAACGAGAAUACGAACGUGUCAUGCGAGUGACAGUGGAAGAUCUAGAUCUGGAACCAGCUGUAUAUCUCCGAGAAGGGACGGAGCUCUUGGCUCAGUUGAGUGAUCAUCUGACUAUGUUUCCAGAGUUAGAAGAAUUGAUCCCGGAGUGUGACAUCGACAAAGCCGACGUUGGUGAACCAGGCGUCACGACCCCAGAGAUGGAGGACAAGAUGCGGAAGAUCUUGAAUUAUCAUCGUCGCAUCUUUUUAAGUGAUGGUAAUGCCGCACCGGCCCCAGCUCGUGGAGUUGUUUGUGAAUUGGGCGUAGGUGAUGCGACGCCGAUAGCGCUGCGUGCUCGGCAGAUCGCCUCCAGAUAUCUGGUAAAGGUUUACGAACUCCUGAAGAAGCUCCUAGAGACUGGACUCAUUGAACAUUCUGAAUCGGAGUGGUCAUUCCCGAUCGUGAUCGUUUAG